CACACCAGAUCUUGCUUCAUUUUUGGCCGACACAAGAAAACUUAGCUUCGAAGAAGAUUGGAUCAAUUUCGAUCUGAUUCCGUGGCGAAGGAUGGAGAAUACCAACAACAGCAUCAUGUCGAGGGAGAAGAUCGAUCAGAUGACUCUCUGGUUGGGUUCCACACUUUCGUCGGCUUUCUUCUCCUCCCUGGAACGCUUCUCCUGCGUCAACGUCUCCACCCAUGAUGCCGACUGUGAUGCCGAUGAUGACGAUGCUGUUGAGAUCCAAAAUUCCGCCUCCGCCGCCAAAUCUACUGGUCCUCAGGUCAAGGACGUUUCUGACCUUCCCGUUUGAGACAACCUCCUCCUUCCUGUAUACGUCUUUCCCUUUUAUGUAGAAGUAAGGGGUCCAUUCAUUCUAAGCUCAUCUUCUGGUGGAGUGUGAAUUAUAGUUAUAAAUACAUGCAUAUAUCCAAUUCUGUGUUGUCAUGUGAUUAUGAAGUCGAUAUUCCUGAUUUUCGUCGUAUUACCGCUGCGGAUCAUCAUCUUGUAUCUUUAAUGAAUCAAUCGUUUAUUUCAUGAUUGUUGCUGCUAUGUACAUUCAUGACUAUCAUUCGAUUCGUUCUCCAUUAUAGUUAAUACAUUUGAUUUCAUGAUUGUUUCUGAA
This is a messenger RNA of Neltuma alba, 646 nucleotides long. RefSeq lists its product as uncharacterized. NCBI's taxonomy places the organism in Eukaryota, Viridiplantae, Streptophyta, Magnoliopsida, Fabales, Fabaceae. Bases 92 to 334 code for a protein of 80 amino acids. The record is from RefSeq and is a predicted model, not a curated record. The transcript has a single exon.